This is a messenger RNA of Plenodomus lingam JN3, 426 nucleotides long. Lineage: Eukaryota; Fungi; Ascomycota; Dothideomycetes; Pleosporales; Leptosphaeriaceae. The record is from RefSeq and is a predicted model, not a curated record.
AUGGGUCACGCAGCCGGUCUCCGCGCGGGUACGCGCUAUGCAUUCUCGAGGGAUUUCAAGAAGAAGGGAAUGAUCCCGCUCUCCACCUACCUCAAGACCUACAAGGUUGGUGAUAUCGUCGAUGUCGUAGCCAACGGUGCCGUCCAAAAGGGUAUGCCCUACAAGGUCUACCACGGCAAGACUGGUAUCGUCUACAACGUCACCAAGUCUGCUGUCGGUGUCAUUCUCCAGAAGCAGGUCGGAAACCGCUACAUGGAGAAGCGCAUCAACGUCCGCAUCGAGCACGUCCGCCACUCGCGCUCGCGAGAGGACUUCCUCAAGCGCCUCAAGCGCAUUCCCGUCCAACCCCGUGGCGCGAGGACCAUCAGCUUGGCGGACAAUAAGCCCGAGAACAUCACACCUGUACCGUACGAGACAACGAUUUAA